This is a messenger RNA of Thlaspi arvense, 2096 nucleotides long. The record is from the annotation of a GenBank genome assembly. Lineage: Eukaryota; Viridiplantae; Streptophyta; Magnoliopsida; Brassicales; Brassicaceae.
AUUUUUGUAUAACUUUUAUCCGUUGCUUUCAUUACAUUCACAAACACUUGAUUCCCUAUGUCACAUGCGGCUUUAGAUCUGGUAGGAGCGUUGCUGAAUUUUCAUGAACAGUGACAGUUUCCUCAAGAAGUUGCACAUCCUCUCUUGAUCUUCUUCCAUCUCUCAAGUGUGGCUUUAUCUGAUGGUAACAGAGAUUUGUUGACUCUACGAAAAAGAUGAUGGCACAGAGUUCUGAAAACGUUAUACCUACUCUACGUGAUUUCUUCAACUCCCAGAGGGCAGGUGAAGAGAAUGAUGAGUUUAUGUUUUACAGGGACCUCAAGAGCAUACCACGGAGACCUACAAAGAUGGCAAAGGAGAGACAACGUUUCUUCUUCAAUCAUGGAUCCAAGGAAAGAAGCAGAAGGAACAUAUCAAACGCUGAAAAGUUCUCUGUGGAGCAAUAUUCUUCUGGUGGUUUCUUUGGUGUUCGUUUGAACACAAAUGGGAGACAACAACAACAACAACAACAACAAAGAUCAGUUAAGUCUUUAGCUUCAGAGAGAAACAUGGAACCGAGAUUGCAAAAGUCAUUCUCCGCUAGAAUGCAAAGUUUUCCGUUUAUGCCUUCUUCUUCAAAGGGAAGCAAUCAUCAGUCUUCUUCCUCAACGAGCUGGUUUAGUCGUCUCAAGAAAAUGUCUAAUCCAUUUUCGUACCGAGAUCCUCUGAUACCAAAGUCAGGCGAAAUCAAGGUUAGCUGCAGAGAAGUGCUCUCAAGGAACAAGUCUUCUUCACCUGUUCAUCUACAUGCGUAUCUCAGUAUGCAAUACGAACUUGGGAUGCCUGUUUUCACCUUCUCGCUAGACCAUCCGGAUGAUGUGUAUAUGGCAAGGACAUGGAUCGAUGACAACGACUCUCGGUUUGUCUACUCGUUUCGGUACAUUGGUGGUCGAAGCAACAGAAACAUCGGCGAACAGAGGUUAGAAUCUUCUUCACUUAUAGGACAGAUGCAAGUUUCAACUCAUGUCUGCUUAGAGGUAGAAGAACCAUACGAAGAUCCUGUGGAAUCAGCUGUGUCAGAGUUCGUUCUCUUUGACAUCGCACGUGCACGGAGGAGUGGCUUCAAGAAUGAACAACUGUCGAGACAGAACAGUUUUAGACGAGGGUUAGACCAAAGCCAAACGAUAUCUUCAGAGAGAGAGGAUGGCUCGAACCUAAGACAAGAAAAGCUGUUGCCAAGACAGAACAGUUUCGGCAGAGGAUUGACACGUAAUCUAUCAAAACAUUCAGAGAACAGUGCUGCAUCUGAUCCUUGGCAGGCCUCGGAUUUACAUCCAGGCCUAGAGAUUGCAGCGAUUGUUAUUAGAGACUCUUCUUCUUGGAGCAAUGAAGUGAAGAACAGUAAACAGUCAAGAAGAGAAGUGAAAGUUAUAGUUCCAACAGGAAACCACGGUUUGCCUGAUGCUGAGAACUCAUGUCCUACACCGAUACUGCAGAGAUGGAGAUCAGGAGGAGGCUGUGAUUGUAGCGGGUGGGACAUGGGUUGUCAUCUUUUUGUCCUGGAGACUCCCGUAGAAGAACAAGAACUCAUCGGUAACAAUCACCACGGUUUGGGACUUUUCAUUGAGGGAGAGAAGGAGAUCACACCAGCAAUGACAAUGGCGUUCAUCAGAGAAGGACACUACGAGGUAAACUUCCAUGCAAAGCUCUCAGCUUUACAAGCAUUCUCAGUCUGUGUAGCUGAGCUGCACAGAAGUGAAGUAACAACAAGAGGAGAAAGAAGCAGCAACUCUUUGUCUAGAUGCAGUUCACUCAGAGAGCUUAUCGAGAUGGAAACUCCUGUAAACAGAGAAGAAGUUCUUUCGUCUUUCAUGCCUAAUGUCACUUUCUCUCCAAUUUCGAGGGUUUAAAACAUAUCGGAAAGUAAUAAUGUCUUCCUCCUCCUUAUGUGCAUAUCAACAUUAUACAUUAUACAUAUCAUAAAAGUAUAUCAGUCAGAAUCUGGGAUGCAUUUUCAGAUGAAAUUAGUACGUUGUCAUGAUGACUCAAAGAAGUCGGUUUGUUUACAAAUUAAUAAUAUUUCCAUCAGUUUCAUAAUAAGUAAUAUCGUUUUAUAA